CCGAGCUACGAGAAACAAGACCCUUUCCCUCUUCUUCGGCAUCGGAGUCUCUCGUGCAUUUAGGGUUUCUCUUCAAUCCCUAACUAAAGAUGUCGCAGACAAAGGAAGUUAGGUAUACUUCUCGAUCCAUCACACCUCCUCCGAAAAGACGCAGUCGAUCACGGUCGUCAUCGAGGUCGAGAGUUAGGAGCCGGUCUAGGAGUCAAGAUGUUGAUGGCGCCCGGAAUCCUGGAAACAACUUGUACGUCACAGGCUUAUCAACAAGAGUUUCUAGCAGUGACCUUGAGAAGUACUUUAGCAAGGAAGGGAAGGUUUUGGAGUGUCAUGUCGUUGUAGAUCCUCGCACAAGGGAAUCUCGUGGAUUUGGUUUUGUUACAAUGGAGACCAUGAAGGAUGCAGACCGCUGUGUCAAGUACCUGGACCGUUCUGUACUGGAAGGCCGUUUGAUCAAGGUUGAAAAGGCAAAAAGAAGCCGUGGAAGGACGCCGACCCCUGGAAAAUAUCGCGGUGCAAGAGAAGUGAGAGGUCGUGGUCAUAGACGCUCACGGAGCUACUCACCUUAUCGACCUCGGGAUAGAGGCCGGUCUCGUUCCCGUUCGCAUUCAAGGGGUCGGCGGGAGCGAUCUCGCUCACCUUAUGCAAGUGAACCUAACAGAAGACACAGGGAGAGGUCUGUGUCAGCAGCCAGCGAUGGAAAACACCGAUCAGAUUAACAGGUAUGCAAGCACUUUUCAUGCAACCCUCUGCCUUGCAUCAUCUUUGCUUUCGAUCGGUAAGGAGAUGUUUAAAACUAGCAUGUUUCUUGUCGUGCGGAAAUACUAAGCACCGCGCUCAAUGUGUUGAUUAUCAGUUAGGCCUGUUACUUGAAAGAAGUUAAUUUGCGACAAACGUUUAGAGACACCCGGCUCGUUUGGUUUGUUAUUAUUAGAACUCUAUUGUGCUGGUUGGAAGUUUGUUGUCUUCAAUAUUUGGAAUCUUUAUUUGGUGUGCAAUCCAUGCUCGGCUUGAAUUCGAUAUCGAUGAAUUCGAUACCCCAUUAGCUACCUCUUUUAAGUUUCAUAAUGCUUGAAAAGAAAAUUAACUGAGAAGUUGUGUUGUGUUUUCA
Molecule: messenger RNA, 1105 nt
Organism: Dioscorea cayenensis subsp. rotundata (Guinea yam)
Lineage: Eukaryota; Viridiplantae; Streptophyta; Magnoliopsida; Dioscoreales; Dioscoreaceae
Product: serine/arginine-rich splicing factor SR45a-like
Exons: 8
Coding region: 90-713 (207 amino acids)
Biological process (GO): positive regulation of mRNA splicing, via spliceosome
Cellular component (GO): spliceosomal complex
Molecular function (GO): RNA binding
Source: RefSeq, a predicted model, not a curated record